Messenger RNA from Rhodamnia argentea, 2385 nucleotides. Its product is annotated as pentatricopeptide repeat-containing protein CRP1, chloroplastic-like. The coding region runs from base 189 to 1751 and encodes 520 amino acids. Lineage: Eukaryota; Viridiplantae; Streptophyta; Magnoliopsida; Myrtales; Myrtaceae. The record is from RefSeq and is a predicted model, not a curated record. The transcript is spliced from 4 exons. Gene Ontology annotation, molecular function: protein binding. Gene Ontology annotation, cellular component: chloroplast.
CGUCGUCAAGCACAAAAAUGCGUCCCUAGGAAGGCAAUAGAUGUGGACCCAAAAUCUCUCGCAGCCUUCAUCCUAUCAGUUACCGAUGACCGUUGAAACAGUGAGAUGAUCCUGGAGGCCAGAGCAAGGCAAUCUCUCUUCUCUUCGGCUUCCCUUCCGAGCUCUGAAGCUCCUGAUCCGGGACUCUCAUGUCGUCUUCUAUCUCUCAAUCUUCCUCAAGAUUUCCAUUAGACGGCUUCACUACUUUAUCCUUAUUCCCUGCCGCUUCUCUCCAACGGCAAUUCAGCAAUCUCAAACUCCCUGCUUCGCUUCUCCUCUCACACGACCGCGAUGCCACCAAGGUGUUCGCUGCUUUGCCUCUCAGAACCGUCCAUACCUCAACUAGCAGUGAUCCCUCGAAUGGUUUCGUUACCGGUGAGGAGCUUUCUCUCGAGUCAUUCAAUCGCUCGAUUCGCGACUCCUGCCGAGCUGGAGACGUCGACGGUGCCAUGAGUUUGCUUUCCCGAAUGGAGGCAUUGGGGCUCAGGCCCAGCUUCACGUCUUACGCUUGUUUGAUGGAAGCUCUUGGGAACUGCGGUCGGACCUUAGAAGCAGAGUCUUUGCUUCUAGAGAUGAUGAGUCUGGGGUUUAGGCCCAGCGUCAGGUUGUUCAAUAUCCUGCUCCGAGGGUUCUUGAGGAAAGGGUUGUUAGGGCUCGCUAUCGGAGUCUUAUCUGCAAUGAAGGACUUGAACAUCCAGAGAGAUCGCGAGAGUUAUGAGAUUCUUUUGGAUUAUUACGUUAAUGCAGGGCGUUUGGAGGAUACUUGGUCUCUUGUUAAUGAUAUGAGGCUUAGAGGUUUCGAGCUGUCUUCUUUUGUUUAUGGGAAGGUCAUUGGUCUUUACCGGGACAAUGGGAUGUGGAACAAGGCGAUGGGCAUCGUUAGAGAGAUAAGGGAGAUGGGGAUGGUGCUUGAUAAGCAUAUUUAUAAUGCUGUUAUUGAUACUUUUGGUAAGCAUGGCGAGUUGGGUGAGGCUCUGGAGGUUUUUGAAAGGAUGAAACAGGAGGGCGUGCGACCAGAUGUAAUGACUUGGAAUUCUUUAAUCAGGUGGCAUUGUAAGGCUGGUCAUCUCUCCAGGGCUCUCGAGUUGUUCAGUGAGAUGCAAGGACAGGGUUUAUAUCCUGAUCCCAAGAUUUUCAUUACCUUAAUUAGCCGGCUAGCUGAGCAAGGGAAGUGGGACUUGUUAGAGAAAAACUUUGAGAGUAUGAGGUGCAGGGGAUACGGAGAAAGCGGAACUAUAUAUGCAGUGUUGGUUGAUAUAUUUGGGCACUUUGGGAAAUAUCGGAAUGCUGAAGAGUGUGUUUCUGCUCUCAAGUAUGAAGGUCUACAGCUUUCAGCUGGUUUGUACUGUGUGUUAGCAAAUGCUUAUGCUCAACAGGGACUAUGUGAAGAGACGGUUAAAGUGCUUCAGCUUAUGGAAGCAGAAGGAAUUGAACCAAAUGUUGUAAUGCUGAAUGUGUUGAUUAAUGCAUUCAGUGUUGCUGGAAGACACAUAGAGGCUUUCUCUAUUUACCACCUUAUGAAAGAAAGUGGUAUCUUUCCUGAUGUGAUUACCUAUUCUACACUCAUGAAGGCGCUUAUCAGGGCUCGGAAAUUUGACAAGGUUUCCGCGAUAUACAAGGAAAUGGAGGUGAGUGGAUGCACUCCAGAUCGGAAGGCCAGAGUUAUGUUGGAAACUGCGUUGAUGGAACUUAAACAGAAGCACUGUAAGUGAAACUGAUAUCUGUGGAUUACUGAGAUUUAGAGGCCUUUUAAAGUUUUAUAAAGUUAACGCACAUGUGACAAACUAACUCUUCCUUCUUAUAUAAUAUCUGUUUAAGAGGGCCAAAAUUCUGCACUCGAAACUGGAGUUUAGCCUAAUGAUGGUUCACUCUAAAUAACAUCCGAAAUAUCUCGGUAUGUCCAUAUUCCCUCUUCCCAUCUUACCAAAUAAAAGAAAGGAUACUUCGCAGCUUCGAAUAUAAUAGGAUCUGUUCUCUUCCUGUGUUUUUUCUCCAUGAUUUUCUGAAAUAUGUUGCAACUGAUUUCCCACAUUAUUUCACUAGACUUAAUGAAUUGAAUUAGUUUGUUAUCCUUUCCUUGGUGUCUGACAGGACUCAAUCUUUGUGUGAAGAUAAAUGAUGUUUUUGCCUAAUGCCUUGAUGUCUGGUCUUUCUGGAAACGUGACUGCCGUCAAAAGUAUUGAAGCCUAAUGCAUGCCCAAUCCGAUCAGAAAAAAUGUCUGGGGGGCAUUUAUGAGAUAGCAUAAUUCCAUAACUGGCACUUGGCAGUAGUGCAUUUCUCCGCAAAAUAGUAUUUGGGUCACUUCUUUUUGGGUCUGGAUGGAGCAUGGCAGUCCCCGAUUGGAU